AUGAGCUUCUUGUACCUCUUGGGGUUUUUCCUGGCUGUCCUUCCAAGCCUUCAUGCUGACUCCUCCCUGCGUUUCAUUGCUGUGGGAGAUUGGGGCGGAGUCCCCAAUGCACCUUUCUACACUGCUCGUGAAGUAGCUGUGGCCAAAGAGAUGGGGAGAACAGUUGCUUCACUGGGAGCUGAUUUCAUCUUAUCCCUUGGAGACAACUUCUAUUACAAUGGGGUGAGCGAUGUGUAUGACAAGCGUUUUCAGGAAACCUUUGAAUCAGUUUUCCAAGCACCCUCACUGCGUAAAUUGCCUUGGUACGUUGUGGCUGGAAACCAUGAUCAUUCUGGGAAUGUCUCUGCCCAGAUUGCCUACAGCAAAAUCUCCAAGCGUUGGCAUUUCCCUAAGUAUUACUACAAGCUGAGGUUCAAGGUGCCUGGCAGCAACACUACUGUUGCCAUCCUCAUGAUAGACACAGUGACCAUCUGCGGAAAUUCGGAUGACUUCCAAAACGAGCAGCCCUUGCGUCCUCAGAAUGCAGGCAUGGCCCGUAGCCAGUUGUCUUGGCUCCGCAAACAGAUGGCCAGUUCCCAGGAUGACUACUUGCUGGUGGCUGGACACUACCCAGUAUGGUCUGUGGGAAAGCAUGGCCCCACUGAAUGCUUGGUGAAGCAGCUUCAGCCACUGCUGCUGAAAUACAAGGCCACUGCCUACCUGUGUGGCCAUGAUCACAACCUGCAGUACCUACAGGACAAAAGUGGCAUAGGCCAUGUGCUAAGUGGAGCAGGAAACUUCAUGGAUGACUCCAAGCAACACCUCCACAAAGUCCCAACUGGUUACCUACGGUUCUUCUAUGGCCAGAACGCUUCCCAAGGAGGCUUUGCCUACUUUGAGGUUGAUGGCAAAGAAAUGAGAAUCAUCUACAUUGAGGCCAGAGGCAAGUCACUCUACAAGACUUCACUGCCCAGGCGGAGGCGUUUCUAGAAGUCAGACAGCAGUUUUGCUAACUUCUGUAUUAGCUGCUGUGACUCAGAGAGAGAGGCACUGGUGGCCUCUCUGGCUCACAUACACCCUCGCUUCUUUCUCUUAGGUUGAGAACUGGCAAGUGUAAGAAGGUAACUACUCAGAGAAUGUGCUACUCUUUCUCAUAUUUUGAGGGUCACCCCUGUUGGAACCCUGUAACCUUUCUCUACUCAGCAAUCCAAACAUUCCCAGUGAAUGUAACCUCUGAAGCCCUGUGGGUAUGCCUGUGGCUCCUCCCAUCCCUUGACGACGGCAGGGCAAGAGUUGUCAGUGGUCCAGCUCGCUUGCUGUAUGGAUGGUGAUUCCUAUUUGUUUCUGAAUGGUAGUACAGUUUAGAUUUUCAGUGCUUUAAGAUAGGCCCACUAUAGGAACUGAAAACUUAGCAGUAUCAGCCAGUGGCAUGACCCCUACCUAGCUUAAUCCCACUCUUAUUCCUGGCCUUUGCUGGGUAAUGUUACAAUCCUGCUAUGCAAGGAUAAAGUAUGGAGGGCAGUUUCUGUUGGCAGGGCUUUUAGCAUCUACCUGUCAUGCACACACAAGUAAAGGUGCCAAUCACUGAGGAGUAGGCAGCACUGAGUAAGCAUUUCUCCAAUCUUUCUCCAACACUGUGAGGACAGUUCCUUGAUUUGGUUAUGUAGUCUGUCCUGGCAGCAUGGUAAAAACUUGAUCUUGUCAUGAGCACUGUAGAAGCAAUAAUCAGACCUAAUAAUGCCACUAACUGUAAGGAUCACAUUAAAGGGAGAUGAACUUUCAUUUAAGAAAGAUGAAUAUGCUGUCAGUUUCAGGUGAAGAUAAUGGGACUCAACAAGCUGAGGAUUGGGGCAGAGAUUAACUUUGCAUAACACCUACUGCAGUUUGAAGUUUUUGAGAAAAGAUAAAAUUGGGUCCAAGAAUAACAAAGGCUUUGUUGGCAUUUUCCCCCACUGCCACCUUACAUCCAUCUUUUUACAUCCAUCUUUUUCUUCCUACCAUUGUAGGUUCACAAUCUUGCACUCUGUAGUAUGAGUUGAAACAGUGCAGCAAGGGGUUUCCUCUUCUCUGCAUGCAAAGAGGUCUGUAGAGCAGGGGUAGUAAUGGUUGGGGAAGAACAGCAUAGAGAACAUCCCUCUCUUUGCAACAGGGUAAGGUCCCAGAAUUUAUGCUUUGACCAUGUUAGUAAUUAUACUGUUUAGCCACUUGUUCUGCAAGGCAUUGGACUGAAUGAUUCCUUCACUUAUCCACCCAAGGUGUUGAUGCCCCAAUGCUGCAAACUUAGAGAAUGCCAUGAUAUAUGUGCCAAAGGGCCACGAGACUUUCCUGUAUUCUAAACAGAUUAUCUGACUAAUGAUGAUUUGGCAUGGCAAAUACAGUGACUGAAUGAACAUCUGAUAAUAGAUCACUUUCUUUCUUAUGACUUACCUGCUUGGUGUUUGAUUUUGCUUGCAAUGUUAGCUGCUGUUAUGUAUUUGAAGUCAUAUAUUUGCCAAAUAUUUGGGAAAAGUCUAUCUCCUGUGAGAUCUAUCAUUAUGUACUGCCAGAAUUCAAUUUUAUUCUGUAUGUGGCAUUCUUAAUUUGCUUUACAAGAGAAUACAGUCUUCUCAUUUUUUUCUUGCAAAUGACUGUUCAAUAAAUCUCUUAAGG
Molecule: messenger RNA, 2628 nt
Organism: Python bivittatus (Burmese python)
Lineage: Eukaryota; Metazoa; Chordata; Lepidosauria; Squamata; Pythonidae
Gene: ACP5
Product: acid phosphatase 5, tartrate resistant
Biological process (GO): bone resorption
Molecular function (GO): acid phosphatase activity
Source: RefSeq, a predicted model, not a curated record